This is a messenger RNA of Oncorhynchus gorbuscha (pink salmon), 834 nucleotides long. Its product is annotated as cytosolic carboxypeptidase-like protein 5. The transcript has 4 exons. Gene Ontology annotation, biological process: proteolysis. Gene Ontology annotation, molecular function: metallocarboxypeptidase activity; zinc ion binding. The annotation marks the transcript as partial. The record is from RefSeq and is a predicted model, not a curated record. Lineage: Eukaryota; Metazoa; Chordata; Actinopteri; Salmoniformes; Salmonidae.
UCCAGGUGUGGUGACAGUGUAUACUUCCACAGGGAGGUGUUGUGUCACUCUCUGGAUGGUAACAGAGUGGAUCUGCUGACGGUCACCAGCUGUCUCGGCAUGCAGGAAGAGAGAGAACACCGCCUGGACAAACUGUUUCCUGAUGCAGAGACCCCACGACCUCAUCGCUUCACUGGCAAACAGGUGUUUUUCCUCAGUAGUCGUGUACACCCGGGGGAGACGCCGUCGUCGUUUGUCUUUAAGGGCUUUUUAAACUUCAUUCUGCGUCAUGACGACCCCAGAGCUCACACACUCCGCAACAUGUUUGUCUUCAAACUCAUCCCCAUGCUGAACCCGGACGGGGUGGUACGCGGACACUACAGGACUGACUCUAGAGGGGUGAAUCUGAACAGACAGUAUCUGAACCCUAGUCCUGAUCUCCACCCCUCCAUCUACGCUGCUAAAACACUGCUGCUCUACCACCACACACACAACCGCACCACACACACACACUCCAACACGCACAUCAACACACACUCUAACACACACACCUACAACCCACCUCAAGCACCUCCCCUCAGCACCAAACCCACCAAUCAGAGCCCUGCCCCACACCUCACCCCUUGGAACUCAGCCUCAACCAACGGAACGCUGAUAAAGACUCUAACCCCGCCCCUUCAGAGAUUGCCAUGGUUAUGGAGGAGAUCGCCUGGUACCUCUGGAGAUGUCAGUCAUAGCCGGGGAACCAAUCCCUGCGCAGGAGGGGGAGUGGCCUAUUACGUGGACCUGCAUGGCCACGCUUCCAAACGCGGCUGCUUCAUGUACGGCAACAGCCUAUCAGACGAAAACCAGCAG